This is a messenger RNA of Oncorhynchus nerka (sockeye salmon), 8105 nucleotides long. RefSeq names its product solute carrier family 23 member 2-like. NCBI's taxonomy places the organism in Eukaryota, Metazoa, Chordata, Actinopteri, Salmoniformes, Salmonidae. Gene Ontology annotation, cellular component: membrane. Gene Ontology annotation, biological process: transmembrane transport; L-ascorbic acid metabolic process. The record is from RefSeq and is a predicted model, not a curated record. Gene Ontology annotation, molecular function: transmembrane transporter activity.
GAGAGAGAAGGGAGGAGAGAAAGGAAGGGAAGGAGGAGGAGAAUGAGUAGACUAGGUUUAUAGAAUCAGCGUCCCCUAUGAACACAACGAAUGACAGUUCGGCUUGCAUCACAGGUACGAACGCCUCCGAUUGGUUGAAGCACAGUUCUGAAGGAGAAGACAGAGGAAGGACUUCAAGGGCCUGAGCAUGCGCUAUUGUGUCUCCAGUCCGUACAUAUGUAAGACAAAAUCCUUCUGUAGCUAUAAACAUUGCUGUCUGACAUCCACUGUCGUGGUAGACUACAAGAAUAGGUAUUUUCUACUAAGAACUGGACCUACACACAUCUAGAGCUCCUUUCGGUUUCAUUUUAAGGUUCUUUUCGGGUUUAGCUUUGGCUGUAGCCUAUCCAACCCUAACCUCACCGAAACGGGGACUCUAACCCAGACGGGAAUCGAGUCCUGUUGGUUCUCCUUCCCCAGGGCAGCUCUCUUCUCUCUUUCUCUCUCUCUCUCUCUCUCAUCUCUCGCUUCUCCCACCUGCCCCCUCCUCUCCCUCUUUCACCCCUUCCACACAGAUGCACCCCGCUGCCCAGCUCGACAGGAGCGAUGGGAUGUGUCAACUAGUAGAUGACACAGUCCUGGACCAUGUAAGGGAGCUGAAGGAUAAAUCUGCAGUGUUUCUACCAGAGCGAGAGACUGGAGGAGCGAGGGAAGAGGAGGAAGAUAGAGGAAUGGGCGUGGGGAAGAAUACCACCUCUAUGUUGAUGGAGGGAGGAGAAGGGGCAAAGUAUGAGGAGGAGAACAAACACAGCGCAGACUUCUACCCCAUUCCGGUGGUGGUGAACGGAGUGGAACAGGCCGCUGGAGAGCAGGACACUGAAGACACUGAGCUGAUGGCCAUCUACACUAAAGAGAUCCAGGAAGGAGAGAAGAGUUCCAUGUCAGAGACGUUGGACAGUGCAGACAGUAUUGACGCCAGGAGAAUGGACAUGAUCUACACCAUCGAAGACACACCUCCCUGGUACCUGUGUAUAUUCCUGGGCUUACAGCACUACCUGACGUGUUUCAGUGGUACCAUCGCGGUGCCGUUCCUGCUAGCUGAAGCCAUGUGUGUAGGGUUUGACCAGUGGGCUACCAGUCAGCUCAUAGGAACUAUCUUCUUCUGUGUGGGAAUUACCACCCUGCUACAGACUACACUGGGCUGCAGGCUUCCUCUGUUCCAGGCAAGUGCAUUUGCCUUCCUGGCUCCCGCCAGAGCAAUCCUGUCACUAGACAAGUGGAAGUGCAACGCUACAGUGGUUCCGCCCAUGUUCAACGAAACCGAGCUGUUCAACACUGAACACAUCUGGCAUCCCCGAAUACGAGAGAUCCAGGGGGCUAUCAUUGUGUCGUCUCUGAUAGAGGUGUGUAUCGGCUUCCUGGGGCUUCCAGGACUCCUGUUGAAAUACAUCGGCCCUCUGACCAUCACCCCAACCGUGGCCCUCAUCGGCCUUUCUGGCUUCCAGGCUGCAGAGAGAGCAGGGAAACACUGGGGCAUCGCCAUGCUGACUAUAUUCCUGGUGUUGUUGUUCUCUCAGUAUGCGAGGAAUGUACAGCUUCCUCUGCCCAUCUACAAGGCUAAGAAAGGAUGGACCUCUUAUAGAUUACAGCUCUUCAAGAUGUUCCCCAUCAUCAUGGCCAUCCUGGUGUCAUGGCUGAUCUGUUUCAUCUUCACUGUAACCAACGUUUUCCCGCCGGAGAAAGACAAGUACGGUUACUACGCCCGCACUGACGCACGCCAGGGGAUACUGGCAGCUGCACCUUGGUUCAAGAUCCCCUACCCCUUUCAGUGGGGUGUUCCUACGGUAACAGCAGCAGGGGUGAUCGGUAUGUUCAGUGCCGUGGUCGCUAGCAUCAUCGAGUCUAUCGGGGACUACUAUGCCUGUGCCCGACUCUCCUGUGCCCCCCCACCCCCUGUUCACGCCAUCAACAGGGGUAUAUUUAUGGAAGGUCUGUCCUGCGUGUUGGAUGGGCUGAUGGGGACAGGAAACGGCUCUACUUCCUCCAGUCCUAAUAUAGGCGUGCUGGGCAUCACUAAGGUAGGCAGUCGGCGUGUGAUCCAGUACGGUGCUGCUAUGAUGCUGCUGCUAGGGUUGGUGGGUAAAUUCAGUGCGUUGUUUGCCUCCCUGCCUGACCCUGUCCUGGGGGCGCUGUUCUGUACCCUGUUUGGAAUGAUCACAGCUGUGGGACUGUCCAACCUGCAGUUUGUAGACCUCAACUCCUCCAGGAACCUCUUUGUUUUGGGCUUCUCAAUCUUCUUUGGCCUGGUGCUGCCCAGCUAUCUCAAACAGAACCCUCUGGUCACUGGUAUAGUGUCGCUAGAUCAGGUGUUGAACGUGCUCCUGACCACAGCCAUGUUCGUAGGGGGGUCAGUGGCAUUUGUGCUGGAUAACACUAUCCCUGGUACCAGGGAGGAGCGAGGGAUCGGGAAGUUGAAGCGAGGGUCGGGACCCAGUGCUGCGGAGCUGGAGGGAAUGAGAACCUACGACCUCCCGUUUGGCAUGGACUUCCUGCGUCGUCACACAGUCUUCCAAUACUUCCCCAUCAGCCCUACCUUCAGCGGCUACCAGUGGAGCGCGAUCCGCAAGGCCUGCAGACGUAGGGGUGGACGGGGGGAGGCAGGAAAGGGAGCAGAGACGGAGAGAGUCACAGAACCAGGGGAGAGCGGGGUAUAGCAGACGGGUAGGAACGGGCUGGAGGGGAGGGGGAAGGGAUGGAGCUUGGAACCGUGGAAGGGAGGAGCGGGAUGGAAGGGAGGGGUGGAGGUUUUUGGGAUGUGUCAGUGCAGUGUGACAUGCUCAACCCUGUCUUGUAUGUCUGUGUGUCUGUAGAACUCCCUGUUUAUGCCCUAUCCAUGCUGUUAUUAGCAUGUUAUAACAGGUGACAUUAGCGUGUUAUAAUGUCCUUAUAGAGGAGGGUUCAGGUGGAGUUGCAACACUCUCUGGCUCUCGUCUCUACCUAGUAUGUGUGCAUAAGAGCAGUGUAUUAGACAGCCCCUUUAUUGAGGUCCCUGUCUUCCCAAUACACUAUUUCUACUGGGUCCUUAAGUUCAAGCACUUAUUUUCAAGGUCAACCUGUCUACAUUAAUUCCAAGAAAUAAAAGGUUUCUUCUCAGCCGUUGAACCAAAAUACUCUUAAUAUAUUACACUCCCAGGUGCUCCGCGUGCAUUUGUGUGUGUGUGUAUGCCAACCCAUGACAUUGUGAUGGGGUUGUGUGUGUCACUUGCACUGGCGCAUUCCCUGUUUAAGGACAGAGAUGGAAAGUAUCUCAUUUACAACAAAUGUUUUUAAGCUGAAUCGUUGACACCUUACAGACCCAAUGAGAAUCAGACGAAGCUAGUCAGUCAGCCCUGUUUAGCAAACCUACACUGCCCCCGGUGGUUAUGGGAAAUGUAGUCCUGUUGAAAGGGAACUGAAUUAAAGUUGGAGAGGCUUGAUGCAAAUUCACAUUAAACUAAUAAUUUGCCUGCACACUACAUUUACACACGCACACUAGCGAGCACAAGCUUAAUUGCAUGCAGAUAGUGUAGAUGCAAGUGGCUUGUCAAAUGGCAAACCUUAGCCAUGCAAAAUGAUUGAUCUUCAUUUCGCACUAUUAGUGCGAAGAGUUAAUGCACCGAAUGUUAGUUGAAAACUGCUUCUCUAAUUGGCUUCUACCCACAUAACACGGCCACACUUCAAACACAACAGAUCAGACAAUGUCAUCCACUGGACGAUGGGCUCUCAGUCCCGUAGCCCUAGACACUUUUCCUAGUGCCCUAGUCCUAGACACUUUUCCUAGUGCCCUAGUCCUAGACACUUUUCCUAGUGCCCUAGUCCUAGACACUUUUCCUAGUGCCCUAGUCCUAGACACUUUUCCUAGUGCCCCAGGCCUAGACACUUUUCCUAGUGCCCCAGGCCUAGACACUUUUCCUAGUGCCCUAGUCCUAGACACUUUUCCUAGUGCCCUAGUCCUAGACACUUUUCCUAGUGCCCUAGUCCUAGACACUUUUCCUAGUGCCCUAGUCCUAGACACUUUUCCUAGUGCCCUAGUCCUAGACACUUUUCCUAGUGCCCUAGUCCUAGACACUUUUCCUAGUGCCCUAGCCGUAGACAUUUCUAAAUGACCUCUCAUAGAUCUGAAGGAGAAUGGAUGUCAGUAUCCUGGUAAAAGCUCAUUCUAGCCCUCUAAAGGGAUAAUUGAAGCUAGUACCACUGAUUACACGGGUCUGUUUCUUUCAAUCCAGCAGGUGCCAUGAAGAAGUGUUUAGGCCAGGGGUAAGAGCUAGGGCUGUGGAUGAGGUCUUGAUUUAAGACUGGGACUGUUGAUGUUCACCCAGUCAGCUUGCAAGCCUUACUGUGUCAGUAUUAUCUUUAGCAUCGUUAACAAAUGCAGCUCUCUCCUGAACGCAUACACCCUCAACCAGCUGCUGUUAUUACAACUGGAGUUAAUACAGCAUUUGAAGGUUGACUUAUAAACUGCUUAUAAGCCAUUAUUGCAUAAUAUAACUAGUAUUAACUGCUUACAAGUCAAUGUAAGUUUUAUUGAAAUGUAACAUUUAUUAACAUGUAUUACCUGUAAGGACCUAUAAUCAUAAAUCAUGAAAAACAGACUAUACAAUGUAAUAGUUUAACAAUGUUCAUGAGCAGUUCAUAAGGACACUUUCAAAAACUUUUUCACGUUUGUACUUUGUUUAGAGAGGCUACACCGAUUUAGCGCGAAGCAGAAUGCACUUGGUUAGCUAGUUGUGUGAUCACAACGUUGUUUUUGAAAUGCAGACCUUUUUCUAUUUCACUGAUGUUCUUCAUUUUGUUAUUGUGUUCGAUUCAUACUUAGUCUAGUGUUCUGUAGUGUUUGUGAGCACAUUCAUGGUCAUAUAGGUGGUGUGACCACUGCCCAGGCCACAGCCUAAGUGAGGAUCAUGCUAUGAUAAAGGCUUACAUGCAGAGUCACACCAGUGCAUGGUUUACAAAGGAAGGAAAUGGAGAGACGCUCCACAGAUUUAGCUAUGGAAAUUACCAGAAAGAUGCUUUGAAAUCUUUUGUACCCAGAUGCCUGACAAAGUGAGAAAUGGUGAGAGAAAAGAGGUGAUUUUUAUGGUACCAAUCCUCUCCCUGAUCGCUAUAGGCUCUCCUUCCCUCUGCUCUGUCCUACUCUGAUACAGGUGUCAGAGGUCUACACUACUGUUCUGUUCAAGUGAACACAUUAUUUGAUUUACAGAGACCAUAGCAUAGUCUUCAAAGUUUAAUGGUUGUGGGGUAGAGAGUGUAUUUGAUGAUGUUGAUAGGAGUGUCCUGGGGGUAUUUGUUCACAAUGGCUCACAGACUACAAUCUUGUCCUGCACCUAUUGAUUCUGUCUAUUGUUCUACUAUUAUUAUGAUUGUUACUGGUGUCAUUAUUCGUGUUGUUGGCAUUGUUCACGUGUUUGGUUCUAUGUGCCGACCCCCAAUCCCCUCUACAUCACUCACUUGCCUCACCCUCCCUUCUUCCAUCCUCACAUCAACUGUAGGAACCUGCACCUCAACUUCAAAUACAACUUUAUUUAUAGUUCCUGUAACAUACAGUACAGGUCACACCUCACAAGUUGAAUGUCCUCUAAUGACUGACUACACAUUCAGUGGACCAGUAAAUAUCACUCAAUACUAUUGCCAGGUAGUGCUCCCUGACUGUGUGUGUUCACAUGUUUCAGAGCUGGGGUCAAGUUCAAGUCAAGAAUUCAAAAACUGGGGGUGCGUCAGAAAUGGCACCCUAUUCCCUAUAUAGUGCACUGUACUACAUAGAGAAUAGAGUGCCAUUUGCGACACAAUGAGUGUGAUUGACAUGGAGAUGACCCUCUGGAACCUCUGCUAUGUGUGUCUGGCCUGGAGCGCUGUGUUUUACUGUCUGAGCCGUCAUCUAUAGAAAAGCCAUGGUUGAUUGUUGGGGUAGGGUUGAAUUGGGACUCCUCCUGGCCAGUAUUGUUCUCUAUUAUAAGCCUACAAAACAUAGUUGACUUAAAAAGAUGCACAGAUAUGCAUAAUGAUUGUGAUCUUUGCAGAACCAAAAUGCAAAAGAAGCACCUGUCCUUUCUUCAUUCUUUUUCAUCAACUAUUUCUCUUACUCUUCUCUUUGCUGCACCAAAACAAUGAGUGGCGAUAGUCACUGGUUCAGACAUGUAGAAAUGUAAACCAUUUUAAGUAACAUUUCAGAUUGACUUGGAUUUCUCAUGUUUUAUUUAUUUAUUUAUGAUUAGUAAGAGUCUGUUUAGUGGGAUGUAUGUGAAGCCAAUUUGUGUGCCAUAUGCACAUUGUCAGAAAGACAUUAGUUUUGAGUUUACUUGUUAGUUUACUGGCCCUAUUAGAAUGUUAUUCCGAUUUUCCACUGAGAUACUGAUAUUGUUAGUCCCCACAGGCAGCAGGUUGAAGUUACCUCUGGAUACUGAUCACAGAUCAGUUUUGUGUUUUCUCCCUUAAUGAGUGUGGUUAGAAUUUGUUGUGACUGGUCCUAUAUCUGUGCCUAAGGACAACUUGUACAACAAGCUCUGUGAAGGGAGAGGCUCCAGCGUGUACUCUUUAGAACCUGAACAGAGAAAAGCAACAUUCUUACUAAGAUCAUAUAAUCACACAUGGUUCUCUUACAAGAAGUCAUUCCAUGCAUGUUGUAUUUUUAUGAAAAACCUUUUGAACUGGACAUGGCUCAGUUAGGGACCCAGGGUGAGAGGGAAGAGGUUGAAGAGAGGGCAGUCUAGAACAGGGGUUCUCAAACUUUUUAGGUCUUGGAACCCCUUUUGUGAUGCCAAAUUUCAGGGACCCCCCCUCAUAAUCAGAACACUACUUGAGUGAGCUGAACAUUUGCAUACAAGGAAGAACCGAGGUUGAAGAGAUUUUUUGUGUUGCAGAUUUAAAGCUAAUAUCUGGAGAUGGGGAGUGGGACAGGAGGGGUGUAUUCUGCCACUUGUGGUGAAAUAACUUUGUACACACAUGCAUAUUCUAUAAUGCAAUUUCUAUGACGUCACCACACACUAAUGCAACUAGCAGAGAUUCCCCUCCACACCUGCAGUGCAAAUAUGGUGUAAGUGUCCUCUCUGUUUUAGUGUACCUGUAUUCUCUAUUGAAAUGGUGAUGUUGAAUGCAGGAAUAGACACUGGUUGGCCACUAAGAGUCUGUGGAUCCAGGGCAAGGUUCAGUGAUCUAAGGUCAGUUUUGCAUUCCUCCAGACUAAUGGUUAGGGUUAGGAUUUGGGGCGGGUAGACUGUUCCUAGAUUGUUGUCAAAGGGCAUUUUUCACCCAAAGUGCUGAUCGGUACUUAGCUUGUUUUGACUUUGAUAUCUUUAGUUUGUAUUGCAUGGACCUCCUUGGUGCCGAUAGAUUCUUCUCACAGCAUGGAUAGUAAAAAAACUUUCAAAAAACUGAAUUAUACCCCUAAAACUGUUAAAUAUAACUACAAUAUAAACCAGGGGUACAUCUGAAAUGGUUUACUAUUUCCCAUGUAGAGCACCACUCACUCUGGAAAGUAGCGCACUAGGGGAGUAGGGUGUCAUUUGAGCUUCAGCCCAUAGCUCACCUCAUUUGAGCCAAUGCCUCACCUCUGCAUGUGCUUUCUCACUCAAGGUCAGGAGGUGUAUGACACAAAGAAAUCUAUCCCUUUCAGUUAUUUUGAAGGGGAAGCUACCUGAAGAAUAUGCUUUUUGUCUCGUGUUAUCUUUUCCAAUGUUUUCUUGUUUUUUUUUAUACAUAAUUUGUUUUUACAAAGAUGUUUGUAAGAAAAUAAAUCAUGCCUUUUUAAUCUUAAAUUGUCAUGCUGCAAUGCGCACCAUUUUUGUUACAUUUUUAUUUAAUAAACACAAGAAAAUACAUUUUUUUCUAUUUCAAAUCUGUAGUUUGGUGGAAUACUUUUGCUAGCUGGACAUUUUUUCAUAUUGUAUUUUUCUAACAUUGCUUCCUGUUAUCAAGUUAAUACAGUAUCAGUACAAAUUGCGGGAGCUGACUUUAAACAGAUGUAUAAAUAUAUAUUGAAUUGAGUACAAUGUGCUAAGAAACUUCUGGACCAGGCAUUGUGUAUACUAACAGUAGCAACAAAAUGUUAUUCUUUGUUCCUAAAGCUAUUUAAUAAGAUGUUACAGAAUCAA